This is a messenger RNA of Sinocyclocheilus grahami, 1955 nucleotides long. RefSeq names its product LON peptidase N-terminal domain and RING finger protein 1-like. Lineage: Eukaryota; Metazoa; Chordata; Actinopteri; Cypriniformes; Cyprinidae. Gene Ontology annotation, molecular function: ubiquitin protein ligase activity; protein binding. The record is from RefSeq and is a predicted model, not a curated record. The coding region runs from base 65 to 1498 and encodes 477 amino acids. The transcript is spliced from 11 exons.
AUCUUUUCAUGUAUCUACAGCCCCUGAAGAUGUGAGUCUGAAAGUGUGGCGAGCUGAGGCCUGCAUGGGUCUCCGUCGCUUUUCUGAUGCCCUCCGUGACCUGGAUGACCUGUGCUGUGUGCGACCCAACUGGACUGAGGGUGUCUUUCGUAAAGGGAACGUGCUUCUUGAAAUGGGCAAACAGCCUGAAGCCCUCGUCCAGUUUUACCGCUGCCUGAAGCAGCAGCCUGAUUUUGCCCCUGCAAAAAAUCAGAUUAAGAAGAUCUUAGAGGCAGAGGGCAUGGCUGUACCAGAAGAAGUUCCACGGAUGCUGCAGGCUGUGUCUGAGUACUUGCAAGAUCUCUGUCCUAUCACCAGCACUGUAAGCCCAUCGUGUCCAGAUGGUCAGCGCUACUCCCACAACAAUACUGAAGGUCAAAGUGAUCCCGUGCAGAAUGCAACUAAAGUGAAGCACGGCACCAGCGGCGAGUGCUGCCUGAGCCUGUGUCAGGCCGUGUCCUUCCUCCCCACUGCUGAGGAUGAUGAGGAACUGAUGAUGAAGAGAGAAGAGAAACAGAACAGAGGUGUGUGCAGUGUGGCCAGAGAGUCCUGCCUCAGCAUUCUGACUGUGAGUGAUUUUGAGUGCCCUCUCUGCAUCAGGUUAUUCUAUGAGCCGGUGACGACACCCUGUGGACACACCUUCUGCAAAAACUGUAUUGAGAGAAGUCUGGACCAUAAUCUACGCUGUCCGCUUUGUAAACAACCACUGCAGGAGUAUUUUAAGAACAGGAUGUACAACCCCACCGUGCUGCUGCAGGAGAUUAUGUCCCGCCUCUUCCCCCAGCAGUUGGCUGAGAGGAAACAGGUGCACGAGGCGGAGAUGGCAGAGCUCUCCAAUUUGACUAAGGACAUCCCAAUCUUUGUGUGCACGGUGGCGUACCCUGGCAUCCCAUGUCCACUGCACAUCUUUGAGCCUCGUUACCGUCUGAUGAUGCGGCGAUGUAUGGAGACGGGCACCAAAAAGUUUGGCAUGUGCAGCUACGAGCACGGCAAAGGCUUUGCAGAUUAUGGCUGCAUGUUGAAUAUUUUGGAUCUGGAUUUGCUUCCUGAUGGUCGCUCCUAUGUGGAUACAGUGGGAGGUAGUCGCUUUCGAGUGCUCAGGAGAGGACAGAGGGAUGGCUAUCAAACUGCUGAUAUUGAGUACCUGGAGGACCAUAAGGUUGAAAGUGCCGAGCUUGAAUUACUGCAGCGUCUCCAUGACAGCGUGUAUCAGCAGGCGAGGGAGUGGUACCACCGUCUGAACAGCCGCAUUCAGGAGCAGAUCACCCGGCAGUACGGCAUCAUGCCCGAGAAAGAGGACGACAUUCAGGCAUCUGCUAAUGGGCCGGCCUGGUGCUGGUGGCUGCUGUCAGUGCUGCAGUUAGAUCCAGCCUAUCAGACCACCGUUCUGUCUCUGACAUCCCUGAAGGACAGACUGGGUCAUCUACGUAUCGUACUAGAAUACUUCUCUCAGAGCUAGGACGGAGACACAUUAUAUGCCAGUAUCUCUGAUCACAUCACAUGCAUGCACCAUGGAAGACAUGAUUUUUUUUUAAUGUACAUUUUAAAUUCAACUGCAAGAGAUUUGUUUGCUCUUGCCAAAAUUUGAUACUUUUUUCUGAUCAUAAUCCAUACACAAGAUCUCUGGAUAACACAAUGGACAGCUAUGGUAUGGGUUGGUUAAAAAUUACAUGACCUGUUCCAGUGGCUGUACAACUAUUGAAUUAAUCUUUACUAAUUCUUACUUGAGUCGAGCACCAAAGAGUCAAGGACUCGUUCUACACAGAACAGCUGUUUAUUGGUUCACGCUGUUCGCUUCAUUAAACAUCAUCAGAGUGGAUGCCAAAUGUUGCAGCUAGUUUUGCUGACAUACAUUUGAGAUGUUUCCAGUAGUACUGGACCCUGGCCAAGAUUUUUUUAAAUGUGUAGCUCACAUU